Messenger RNA from Drosophila nasuta, 1195 nucleotides. RefSeq lists its product as uncharacterized. The record is from RefSeq and is a predicted model, not a curated record. The coding region runs from base 162 to 1121 and encodes 319 amino acids. The transcript has a single exon. Lineage: Eukaryota; Metazoa; Arthropoda; Insecta; Diptera; Drosophilidae.
AUUCGCUAAAUAGCAAAAAGAAAAACUCCACCGGAUUUUAAGUAUUGGCAAAUGCAAAAAAUAUGCAAAUUGAGGGGAAAUUGUGCGUAGCGUAAAUUUCCCAAACACGUUUCGAGAAAUUCCCUCGCAACACGCACACUCGCGCCCACAUUACCUAUAGAAUGGACAAACUGCAGCCAGGGGAUUCUUGCGAGGAUUGCCAAAGUCAGGGAUUAAACCAUAAAUUGCAAUGGUUUUACAUCAACCUCGAGGAGCAAAUACUGAAAUGCGAGGCACGCAGUUGUUUGUGGCCGCACAACGAUGAAGUGUCUUCCGACGAGGAAGAUUCACCUGCUGAAGUGGUUGUCCGGCCGGAAUCGGUUGAUGAUGUGACGGAUUCGCUGGAUCCAUAUGAUGAUGAUGAUUUUAUUAAAGAACUUCUCAAACAACUGGCACCGGAAGUGGAGCCGGAGCCCCAGCAUGCAACAGAUAACAGUAACUCGAAUCCAGAAACAGAUGGCUUAAUCCAGAUUAAUGAAAUUCUUGAGCUGGCGCCGAUUGAAAAUAUGUGCAUCGACGCAGAUAACAACAGUCCAAAGAUCACUACAGUAUCCAGCACUGAUAAACCCUUAUCAGCUACAACAACAGCCGCCAAUUCAAUGCCCGAUUUAACGUCGAAUCUCUCAAUCAAGACUGAUCCAUUUAUAUUAACUACCACAAGCAACACCAUAGAUUUCUCCAUCUCCUUUGAUCCCACGGCACUCGCUGGGAAUACCGAGAAAGUGAAGCGGGUUCUUGACAUUCCAAAGGCAUCUGUCUUCCAGGCUGCACCCAAAAAAGCAUCCACACUAUGCCAACAGAAACAGCAACCAAAAGCAGAGCCCGCGUCUUCUUUAGGACCCAGUCCAUCGGAUUUUCUGGAUGCAUUGAAGCGACAGCCGGAGUCACGCCUAAUACGUCCCCAAAAGCAACAGCGUAGCAAUAGACGUAACAUUGGCAAUAAUCCAGUUGCCAGCCGGCCAAAUACGCAUCAGGUGAUGCAGUUGCUCCAAAGCAUUGAAGCGCAGAAGCGACAGAAGGAAAUAAAAACGGAACCCAAGCAGGAACGGGAAACGGAAGCAAAGCAAACGCAAUCGCAAUGAACGAUUUUGGAUCUUUUUUGUUUUGUUAUGCCAAAUAAAUUUGCGUAUCAAAAUGAGUGUCGAAAAUUGCCAAA